UUGCACCCCAAACAGAUAUAUAAUUACAGCCAUACGUCGAGGGUGUGUAAACAUACAAUAUGGAUUAAAUACAAAAGGGUGUGUUGACACAGGGAUUGGCUCACAGGAUGGGCACAUAGGUCACUCAAGUUGCUAGCGAAUGUUAUCAAUGAUUUUACUGCUUUGGAACUCGUACCUGAACAGUACUUAUUGAUAAACAUUAAUUUACACCACCCGUCAUGUACAUGUUGAGAAUAACUGGAUAGUAUUUUACCACAGAAUACGUGGAAGUUUGAAAAAAUGAAAUUAAAAUGCUGGAAAACGUGUCAGAGACACUACUCAGCUUUAUAAUAUACUGAAGUCAUUUCGAUAACAAGGAGUUGUGCGAGUAAUAAGUGCUUGGUUUGAGUGGAGUGUACACAUCAAACGUGGCAACCAGACUGGCUGGCUGGCUGGCUGACUGGCUGUGCAUACCCACUUUAACCAUCCUCGAGAAAGCCUACAUUAUCAAAUAACAACUUGCAUGGCAAAGACUCGACGUAACUUCCGGACCGCUAGAGAUAGUGCGCUCGGCUUCUUCUGUCUCCUCACCGCUUUCACUUCCGGAUGCCUGCUUCUCAACAUCAGCAUGAUCACAUCGAUCAAAUCGAGCGUUGACACCGGCGAUGAGCUACGUGACGUCACGGUUGCACCAGUAGCAGCACCGAGAAAGAGUUACGUUGGAAUGUUGAGGCUCAUGGUCUAUAGUGACGAUUCGGCGGAUCCUGAAUAUGUUUCAAAUAAUUAUUCCCAACCCAAACUUGUAGUUUGGGCUGGUAAGAAAACAAUCUGUUCUAAGAAUACCGACUUGUUUGUAUAUGUUCCGAGCAAAAAGGAAAAUUUUAUAAGACGGCGAUUGAUUCGCCAAACAUGGGGUUCUUUAAAAAUCGUCAAUAAUAUAUCCAUCACAGUCGUGUUUAUUUUAGGUAAACCCCUCGAUAUUAAUGACCAGGUUAUGAUUAAUAAUGAACAGCUUGUUCACGAAGAUAUUAUUCAAGUUGAUGUUCACGAACACUUACGAAAUUUAUCGGUGAAAGCGGUCGCCGCAAUGUCUUGGAUACAUGAGCGCUGCAAACACAUUCGUUACGUCAUGAAGGUUGAUGACGACAUCUUUGUGAACGUCUUUGAACUGACAAGAACUAUUUUGCCCCAGCUCCGCCCGGACUCGUUUGCAAUUGCUUGCCAUGUGGUGCCGGAGGGAAGAAGUCCAAUAGUUCGCUCGGAAAAGAGUCGUUGGUAUAUCCCAGAAAACCUGCUUCCUGGACGGAAAUAUUUCCCGACAUUUUGUUCUGGUUAUACGGUGGUGAUGACUGCUAAAACUGCUCAAGAAUUGUUUAAAAAUUCUCUUAAACAGCCCAUCUUGCCCGUAGACGACGUGUACAAUUUCGGUAUCCUUGCCGAAAACUUGAAUGUUACGUUCAUGGACGUAAAGGGGAAAAUGUCGUUGAAUGAAGCGUCUGCAAUGAAGUCAUACGAGAGCGGCGACGUACAGACAUUCGCUAUUGACGUCAAGUCAUCCGCUAAAAUGGAACUGUUCUGGUCACUCGCUCUUCAAAAUGAAAUGAAGAAUGCAUCUUAAACGGAGCAUUUUUCUUCGUCAUACCGUGUUCAUGUGUAUACUGCAAUGUAUAGCGGCAUUGCACUCAUCAGUAUCGUGUGUUGACUGCGUUUAAAAAAAACUUGUUUAGCACAGGCUGAUUUUGUGUACAUUGAUUUACAAUAUAAUAGGCUAUUGUUGACUGUAUAUUUCUUUCAAUGGGGACAAUCCAACAUUUUGUUUAUUACGAAAGGCUAGUCGUCUGUCAGUUGGCUGUAAACUACAGAAAACAUGUGUGAAUUCAACCACUAUAUCUCGACAGGGUAUAUCAUACAGGCGAUACAUUUACUUAUUUAAAAUGUGACAUAUACGUAUUUGAUAAAGAAGCGUAGCGGUUUAUACUCGAUCGACUAAAUAAUUAAAAAAAUAAGUAUAAAAAAUGUAAAAUAUGUCUUUUUAUUUCUUGUACAUAAUUGAUUGGACCUAUGUUACAACAAAAAAUGUACAUCACCCCUUUAUUGAACAAAACUCAGUGAUGUUAUUAUUAAAAUCCAGGUGUGGAUUAAAAACA
This is a messenger RNA of Dreissena polymorpha, 2126 nucleotides long. Its product is annotated as beta-1,3-galactosyltransferase 1-like. Gene Ontology annotation, cellular component: membrane. The record is from RefSeq and is a predicted model, not a curated record. The transcript has 3 exons. NCBI's taxonomy places the organism in Eukaryota, Metazoa, Mollusca, Bivalvia, Myida, Dreissenidae. Gene Ontology annotation, molecular function: hexosyltransferase activity. The coding region runs from base 503 to 1597 and encodes 364 amino acids.